Molecule: messenger RNA, 676 nt
Organism: Sphaerodactylus townsendi
Lineage: Eukaryota; Metazoa; Chordata; Lepidosauria; Squamata; Sphaerodactylidae
Product: olfactory receptor 6M1-like
Exons: 1
Coding region: 1-615 (204 amino acids)
Biological process (GO): G protein-coupled receptor signaling pathway
Cellular component (GO): membrane
Molecular function (GO): G protein-coupled receptor activity; olfactory receptor activity
Source: RefSeq, a predicted model, not a curated record
AUGUACUUCUUCUUGUGGAGCCUGUCCUGCUUAGAGAUCCUUAUUACAACUUCGAUAGUGCCUAAAGUCCUGGUGAGUCUUUUACUAGGUUACAAAACCAUCUCCUACUCAGGCUGCAUGGCCCAGUGCUAUUUCUUUUUCUUCUUGGGGAGCAGUGACUUUGUCCUGUUGGCUGUCAUGGCGUUUGACCGGUACCUGGCCAUUUGCAACCCACUGCGCUAUGCGUCAGUUAUGACGACUCAGCUUUGCCUGUGGCUAGUAGUGGGAUCUUGCACUGCUGGCUUUGUGGCUACAAUCCUCCCCACCAUCCUGGUUUUACAGCUCCCUUUCUGCCAUGACAACAGUAUUGACCACUUUUUCUGUGACAGCGUGGCCUUGAUGAAGCUAGCUUGUACAGAUACCAGCCUGGUGGAGCUGGCAAGCUUCUUCUCCUCCACAGCCACACUGUUGGGAUCUUUGAUUUUCACAGUGAUGUCCUACACCUACAUUGUCAGAACCAUUCUCAAGAUCCCAUCUGCCCCAGGGCGUCACAAGGCAUUCUCUACCUGCUCCUCUCAUUUCAUCAUUGUCAGCCUUGGAUUUGGCAGCUGCAUCUUCAUGUAUGUACGACCAUAAGGAAGUAACCCUUCCAUUAACAAGAUGGUUUCUUUGAUCAAUACAAUCCUGACCCCUUUAC